Mauremys reevesii (Reeves's turtle) is the source of this 3555-nucleotide messenger RNA. RefSeq names its product C-type lectin domain family 2 member L-like. The transcript has 6 exons. Bases 2 to 811 code for a protein of 269 amino acids. The record is from RefSeq and is a predicted model, not a curated record. NCBI's taxonomy places the organism in Eukaryota, Metazoa, Chordata, Testudines, Geoemydidae.
GAUGGAGCCGGCUCUGGAGCUGGAACCGCGGACGCCUGUGCAAGGGCCGAAGCACCGGGAAAGGCCGGGCCCGGACUCGGGUUAUGGCUCCAGCAUCCACCGGCGUCCGCAGCGUCUGUCAGACUCGCCCGAGGUUGUGGUGGGAAAGUUCUCGCUCCCCGGAGCCGGGUGCGAGUCCGGCCCCAACAGCCCCGCAGCGGCCGCGCUCGCAGACGAGUCCGGCUGCAGCCUCCUGCAGGAGGAUGAGGAGCCGGUGCGACGGGGACGGGCACGGGCGGCUUCCCCGGAACAGCGAGGCGCAGCGACAGACUCGGAGCCCCCGGCGCCUGCCCGUGCACCGGUGAAGCGCCCUUGCGGUCAGUGCUCCAACAGCGUCUGGAAAGUAAUAGCUGGUGUGGCUGUGGCUGUGGCUGUGGCUAUUUUGACAGGAACUUUCUCUCGAAAGGUCAGGCAGUGUCCAGAAGAAUGGAUAUGUUUUAGAGGGAACUGUUAUUAUUUUUCCACUGAUACAAAGAGCUGGGAUGACAGUAAGAAGUACUGCGCCUCACAUGGCGCAACACUUCCUGUGAUAAAAGACAAACUGCAACUGGAGAACAUCAAACGCUUGAGACAGAACCAUUACUACUGGAUUGGGCUAAGAAAGGAAGCAGCAGGAUGGCAGUGGGACGAUGGAUCUCCAUUUACUAAUGAUAUCAUCCAAUUGGAAAAUGAAGAUGCAAAGCUGAAGUGUUCCUUCCUAAACAGUGACAAAAUUGUUACUGUAGAUUGCACAUCUUCAAGACGCUGGAUCUGUGUCAAAGAGUCCAAAUGAAUCUUUUUCAUCUCCAGUGAAGUUAGUAGUGCAAGGUCAUUGAGGCCUGGUAUGAAUGAUGUAUGCUUGACAAAUACCUGCGUUGCAAGUUAGCAGCUGAAGCAAGAACUUAAGGUCAAGGACUAUUAGAACUCUUUUUGUGCAAAAACAAUCUUAUGCUCUGAGAAAAACAUGGAAAAUCAUCAGAAAAGGAAAUAACACCAUCUGGACUGAUAUAAAAUUGUAUAAGAACUGGAGGAAGUGGCACACCUUGGAUCAUGGCGGCCACCCAGGAUUGUCUCUUUGGAGUUGUGUGGGUAGAAGGCCUAGUAAACAAAGGCAAAGACCUGAUGACGUGACAGAAUGGACUAUGAAUGGAUGCCUAUUUUUUCUGCAAAUCGGAGUCGUUUAUUGAUCCAGUCUACUGUGUGGAUAUAGAUGUGAUUUUUGCCGGCUCUCCACAUCCUAUGAUCUUAUCCUGAUGGAAGGAACCUUGACUGGCCAUCAGGAGGAUUCUGACCUUUGGAAUCUGGUAUAGAAUGUUUGGGGUGUGAAAUAUGGAGUGAGUAAGGUUUGUUUUGUAUCACUGGAGAGCAUUUAGAGUAUUAUAUACUAACACUGUUUGUCUGGUAUCUGCUUGCUCCACAUUUUGUGGGGAGACCUCUAUUGCCGGUCUAACACUUAGGCAAUUUACAGACACAUAAAAAGAGAUUACAUUGUUUAAAAAAAACAAACCUCAUGGCGGGGGGCAGGGGGUGAGUCUCAGCAUUUUGUUGUUAACAGAAAAAAGUAUGUCUGGAUUUUUUUUUUUCUUAAUUUCUAACUCUGACAAGGGAUUAAGGGGAAAAUAACUUUGUAUUGUGAACAGCAUUUUAUGUAAAUUAAUUUUCACUCUUUUUCCCAGCAAUUUGUAUCGAUUUUUCUGACAGCAACAGGGAGAAGAACUUUUUUUUUUUUUUUGAACUGACUAGAUUUCAAGUUCCUGUUACCCACUUCAAUUCAGUACAUUUCAGAGGUUUGGGUUUUUUUUUUUUUAAAUGUACUUGAAUCUACAGCAGGAUUCCCAAUUUACCACAGACACAAGAGUCUUGUUACAGAAUUCAUGUCCCACUUGCUGGGCCUUCCUUAAGUUAUAAUUGGCUUUCUGGAGCAUUUCAUGUUAAAUGCUAUAUCAUGGCUGUUUUAAGGCAAUGGUUCUAAACUUCUUCAGUACAGUUAUCCUAUAUGAAACCAGAAACAAUUUUCAAGAUCCUCUUCCCAUCUAGCCAUAAAGAAGGGGAAGGUGGUUGCCUGAAACUUGUUUGUGGCCUGACAAGGGUUACAGCUCCCAGGUUGGAAAUCCAUUAUCUCGGAUAUCUGCCAUUAUCAGUCUAUGUAGCCAGGGGUGAGUGCCAGUGCCACAGCAAGAUAUCUUUAAUCUAUUGUUAUAAUUUUUACUAAUUGUUCUUUGUUCAGCAUUAGAUUUCUGGGUUAUUCGCCAGACGCGCUUCGGAAGCCAUGAUCACGCUCCUCUGACAAGCUGGAAAAUCAGUCUUAAAUCUGAAAAGUCUACAAUUCUAACCUACCUAAAAUCCCAAAUUGCACAUUAAGGCCACCUGAGAAUAGAUAUAGUAAGGUGUUGAGGACCCUCAUGUCCCACUGAAGGUACCUGGCAGUAUUAGACACUUCUAAACAGUUGGAUACUUUAAGUUUGUAUAUUGUAGUGUAACUAUUUUUUUUAAACUAGAUCAUGUACAAGUUUUUCAAUGUAUUAAUAAUUUUUAAUUCAGAAUGUGAAGCAUCUUUCAGAACAGGGAUCGACAAAUGGAAUUAUUUUAAUCAAAGAUUAUCAGUCAGAUUAAUACAGGAAAAGACACAUUUUACGACCUCCUGUACUACAUGAUAGAUAAGCUAAAGAGAGUUCUAAUCUGGUCAUAAUUAAUAACAUCUGACAACUGACAGCUCUUAAUGAGUUAAAUGUCUUUUUAAUGGGUCCUUAAUUUCAGUCAUUACAAAAAAACAUUUGCUAUAACAAGUACCUCUUAUUAAUCACAGAACAUAAUUAGAGCAUAGACAUCCCUUAUCAGUCACCCAGUCUUAUUUGUAACAUACUUUUGUAGACACUUACUAGUUUGAGGGGUCUUUUCCUUAGACAUUUAGAUUCCCACAAGCUUGGAGACACCAGCAAUAAUGAGGUACAGCCCAAUACUCAAUCACUGGAAAUUCCUGAACACAAGUCACUCACAGGCUAAGAACCAAUAGUCUUUGUUAAGUCCCAGAGUAUCUUUGAAUUCUAAUAUAAAAGAUUCUGGGGGAAUAGUUAAUAUGCAAAUGAUUAAUAUACAAGAAAAAGAGGACUAAAAAUAAUAUUUACCAACAAGUAGUUGUAUAUAAAACUCAGCUAUACAAUGUCUUUAUAUAUUUUUUUGUCUGUCUGUGCUUGUCUCUUGCUCUCUGUAUAUGUUUUUAUCAUAACUGAUUGAGAAAUUAACACAAAUAUCUUCUGCAAUUAUUCUGAUCCUAUUCAUGCUUUUUUGGAGGGCAUGUGUGAUGCUCUGUACCUCCAACACCCUAAACCCCCAUGUUCAUCUUUAUAAAAUGAUUGUGCAGUAUCCAAUGCAAAGUUUGUCAUAUUGAGUGUCUUCAGAAGGCUCAUGAUGCACUGAGCAUGGUUGUUACAGUAAUUGUUGCAGUAAUGUUACAUGAAAUUAUAACCCAGGGGUCGGCAACCUUUCAGCAGUGGUGUGCCGAGUUUUCAUGUAUACACUCUAAUUUAAGGCUUCGCG